AUGAAUAAGAGAGAUAUCUUUUUUCUUGGUUAUUUUGCUGGCGAUCGAACCAUUGCAACGAUAGACGAGAAGGACAUCCGCCACUCAUCAGGCAAAAAAAAACCACUAAAGAAGGGUGACCAUGUCCUGGUACAAUGGGGAGGUGUUCAACAUAAUGCAUAGAUUAUAACGUUCAGUCACGCUUGGUAGAUGCUAGCAUUUGGAAAAGUUCAACUCAUGCCCAAUUCCGCAGUGUGGGUGGAUGGAGGAGAUCUGAAAGACUUAUUGAAGGCAUUCGGGCAUGAUUGGAAGGAGUUGCUGAGACGACUCUUGAAGUGGUUGAUUGGUGAAUCUGAGCUGGCAACAAUGACCACUGCAGGAACAGGUGAAAAGCCUGGAAUACCCCCUGUAUUGUACCAAGCUGUCCAGGGCUACGUACGACUCAACUGUGAAAUUGCGCUAUCAAAGAAGGAGAAGACAAUUCCUUUCAAUCGAGUCGUAAACCUCAUGUGUGGAGCAAUGGCAGAAAAAUAUGGAUUGAUGAAGGCAGAGUUCGAUGGAGGGAGUGGCGACAAUGACCGCAGUACAGAGACGGAGAAUCCCAGAGGAAAACUCCCAAUUUCGAAGAGAAAGGCGAAGAAGAGAUCUGCCACCAAGAGUCCAGCCGUAGUCGUGAGCUCAGAUGAGAGUCCUGGCAUUGACUUCACCACGAACCCUGGGAAAACAAAGAAGUUGAUCAAACUGCAAGAGCCAAGGCGUAAUUCCACCGCAGUCAGGAGCUAUUCUAUUGUCCAUAGCGGAGCAACGAAGGCCAACAAAUUAAGAACAAGUGCUUCGCAGAAAAUAAAUAAACUGUAUGAAGCCGAUAGGUCAGAGCUUGAAGAUAUGAAUAAGUGGCUGACCUCGAUCAUCCCCAGUGAUGAAUCUGGAGUAUUGGACAGGAAGAUAAAACGCUCGACAUCUGGAAUUUUCUCAGUUGAACCCGCUGGUUUCGAACAAGAGCUCGAGAAAGGGAUGGCUACGUCUACUCCGAACAAUUCUUCUGGAAAAAAGCCCCUAAAUGUCAACUCCGAUUAUAUAUUAAAAAAUCGAUCUUCAGACUCUUCUAUAUUGGGCGAGACAAAAAGCCCAAGGCAUUCGAAGAAAAUUCCACAGAUUCCUGCAAUAAAAGACAAAGUGAACACGUCGAACAAUUUCUUCAAUUUCAAUGAGCCAAUUAUUGGUGUACCUGGUCCAGUAGCUACUCCAGUAACUGAUGAGAGACAAAAUGGAAAAGAAAGAACAGAGCAUCCAAGACUUGCUGAUAAUAACAAUAAAGAGAAUCAUCAGUAUGAGAGCUCUACUUUGGCUGCGGACCAACCUCAGCACACAGGAACUACUGGCCAUCCUCAGGACGCAGGAGCUAUUGGUCAUCCUGAGCAGACAGGUGUCGCUGGCCAACCUCAGCACGCAGGAGCUUAUCAGCACGCAUGGAAUUUCCCAACCAGGGGCGGCGGAACCAUGGUUGAACGUGUUGAGUACUCAACACCUGAAAUUUUUCAGUGCUACGAUGGGGCAGCCAAUGUAAGCGGACACAAAACAGGUCCUCAAACACGUAUCAAGGAAGUAGAACCGCGUGCUGUGUACGUUCAUUGUGUAGCUCAUACGCUCAAUUUAGCUGUUCAAGAUGCGACGGAACGCGUUCCAUGCGACUUUAUUCUGGGUAAAGGCGAAGUGACUACCGAAGAGAUCACGCAAGUGUACAAUACAGGAAGCGCCGAUUUCAAUGCAGGAUUACUGGAACGUCAUCGUGACACUUUUCUCGAUGUUUCUACUCGAAAAGAGGCGAAAAUUGAGUCCUUGAAAGAUAUCGUCAUGUUCCUGAAGAACAACCCUGCGCUCGCUGACAUGAUUCCAGAGUUCAAAAGACUGAUCCAAAUAUUGUUGACGGCAUUGAUUUCCCCUCCCGCCACUCAAUCCCUUCCCCCCUCCCCUCCAAAUCUCUUACUUAUACUCAACACCUCAGAUUUUCACGUUCCGCCACCCCUGUUCCCAACAUCAAAUUAUCAUCAGUCAAAUCAUCCAGCACCCUAUCAGGGUCAAUAUGAUAAUACAUUCUAUCCCAGUUAUCCUCAAUAUCCCCCUGAAUCCUAUGGCUCCAUCAAUCAGCUACAGAAAACUGGAACAACUGAUUCUGGCUUGUACAACCAAAAUUAUAAUUAUCAUCCUCUUUAG
Molecule: messenger RNA, 2193 nt
Organism: Diachasma alloeum
Lineage: Eukaryota; Metazoa; Arthropoda; Insecta; Hymenoptera; Braconidae
Exons: 6
Source: RefSeq, a predicted model, not a curated record